Molecule: messenger RNA, 304 nt
Organism: Linum tenue
Lineage: Eukaryota; Viridiplantae; Streptophyta; Magnoliopsida; Malpighiales; Linaceae
Source: the annotation of a GenBank genome assembly
GGCUUCCAAUCCAUUCCCCCGCAAUCCCUAAUUCUCUCCGUCUCCACUCUCCACCAGACUAGAACCCACCCUUCUCGAAGAAACAACUCACCGCCGUCGUCGCCUUCCACCGAAGCUCCAGCACCUGUCGCACUCGCCAGCUCCAGCGCCCCGUUGCCCGUCGCACUCGUUUCGUCGCCCGCUGCCACUCGUUGGCGCCACACCAGGAUUUGCAAUUUCAAGUAUGUCGAGUGGGGUCACAUGUGGGGAAGUUGAUGGGUAGAUUCGUCUUAGCCCGAGCACCACUUCCCAGCCUGCACUCCAC